AUGGGGCCACGAAGUGGACGGAGGGAUAGGCCUACUGACAGUGGGAGGAGGCUGGACUCCGAGCCGAGAACAAUCACCCAUCGCCGGGUGUGAGACUGCCUUGUUCGUCGCCUGCACUGAAAUGGCCAAUCCACAAUCGCAACAUUGUAACAGGCAUGUUGCAAUUAUUUGGUGCCUUCGUUUAAAACUGUAACAAUGUAACAUUCUCUUGUAGGCUCCAAGUGCAGAUAGCUAGUUAAUUUAUACAUUUUGUUAAACUGUCUGGCCCUGACUAUCAGACUGAUGCUUUUCCAUUAUGUACGUCGUUGUCUUUCUUCCCUGGCCCACAUAGCCUACGUGCAUGGCGUUGCGCUUGUGUCCCCCAUUUCUAGAUUUGGAAACACCAGCUAGUUAUCCAGAUACCAGCAAGCGAGAAUUAGGCUACACUUGGUCAAUGAAUCCAUCCAGAGAUGACAGAAGGUGUGGUCUUCAAACUCACUACAUAGUUGACCCAUAUAGGAAGUCUUCACUCAUGAGUUUUUAUUGGGAUGCUUUGGUAUUUUCUCCUACAGCAGCAGCCAAUGCUGUCUGUGUCGACUGUUAUAUCACACACUGACAAUAAUGAUUAGGGUGAACGGUCUGAUUUUAGAUCUGUGGUCAGAGGGAAAUGGCUAACACACACACACACACACACACACACACACACACACACACACACACACGCACACACAUACACAGAGAGUUUGGUACUGUGUCAGUGCAUAGAGGAGUCAUUGAACCCACCCAGUCUGGACAAUACAGCUCACUGUUCCAUCUUCACCAUUGACUUUCCCCACUGAGACUGCAGCAGGGGAGAAGGAGAGGGGAGAGGGAAAGAAAUAGAGAGAGGGAGGGCACUGUAGAAUAAAGGGGUCUGAAUAUUAUUUUGUUAAAGGCUUACUUGUGCUUGGUGUUGAAUGUCAACACAAAGCCUUCUCUUCUUGGAUAAUAAUUUUCUAAAUCAAAUAAAAUGUUAUUUGUCACAUGCUUAGUAAACAACAAGUGUAGACUAAAAGUGAAAUUCUUACUUUUGGGCCCUUCCCAACAAUGCAGAGAGAAAAAUAUAAAAAUGAUAACACAAGGAAUAAAUACACAAUGAUUGGCUAUAUACAUUUACAUUUACAUUUUAGUCAUUUAGCAGACGCUCUUAUCCAGAGCGACUUACAGGAGCAAUUAGGGUUAAGUGCCUUGCUCAAGGGCACAUUAACGUCAUUUAGCAGACGCUCUUAGCCAGAGCGACUCGCAAAUUGGUGCGUUCACCCUAUAGCCAGUGGGAUAACCACUUUACAAUUUGGGGGGGGCAACGAACGGGUACCAGUACCAAGUCGGUGUACCAGUACCUACUAGUGCUGAGUAGGUAUUAUUGAUUUUAAAAAGCCUUUAUUUGAAUAGGCAUAUCACUGACGCUUUAUGACAACACAUAUGUUGACACAGAAUAACAAUGUAAUAGAGAUGCUAUGCGUCUAGUACAGUGUUUCUCAAUCCUGGUCCUGGGGACCCAAAGUGGUGCACAGUUUUGUUUUUGCCCUAGCACUAUGAUUCCAUUAAUCAAAGGCUUGAUGAGUUGCUUAGUUGAAUCAGGUGUCUGAGAGCUGGAGCAAAAACUAAAAUGUGCACCCAUUUGGAUCCCCAGGACCAGGCUUGGAAAACACUGGUGUAGUAAGUUAACAUUCAUGUUUGAGGUUGGACUGAUUCCAAUCUCUGAGAAGUGGACUGCUCAUCUCCCUCUCUCUGAGUCAUGGGGUGUUUUUGGGAUAACUAAGCCUCCCAGGUGUGCAGACAGACAGACCUUGAAAUCCUCACAGCAGCCCUCCAUGCCCCUCAUACUGUAACCCUGUUUCCCUAUAAGCUGCUUUAGAGGGGAGAGGAGAGCGUGGCGUGUGUGUUUGUGUAACAUGCUGGGAGAUGGAUUAUAACAGUGUACUACAUGGCCAGACAUCAUGGACCCUCUCCAGACACCAAAUGACUGCUGGCUCACAGUACAGGUUGCUGCAUGGGGCAGCAGAUUAGGGGUGUGUGUGUGUGUACGUACCCACAUGUGGGUGUGCCAGCGCUUUUUAAGCCCUGACCUGCUUCUGAUGGGUGUGUGUAUGCUGUGUGUUUGGCGGAGAGUCCACUUUGCGCAUGUGUGUAUGUUUUGGCCCAUAUGUGGGUACCAGCUUCCGAUGAGUGUGUUUGGCAGAUGAUUGUAUACUGUUUGGUGUGUGUGUGGGUACUGUGUGUGUGCGUGUUAAUGUUGUUUUCUUGGAAUUAUUCUAUGGGCAAUUCCACGGUAACGGUGAUGCUGAGACUCAGAUUAUUCACUUUAAAAUGCAUGCCCAACAAAAAACACUGAUUGCUAAACAAACCACACAACUAUGGUUUGGACUACUUUGAAUAAUAUCCACAGAAAAUUGUACAAAAACACUUUUACUUGAAGAACAGUGCAGAUGCAAAGUUCAUUAACAGAAUGACCAGCAGCACAAACAGUCAUUCUGUUACCAAACUUUGCAUCUGCACUCUUCUUCAAGUACAUGUGUCUUUAUGUCUUCAGACUGUUUGGAGCCAUGUCACACACACGCUGUGCAGCCGUUAGCUGACCCUUCACUCCUGACCUGUUGACCACAGGAAGUGACCCUAAGAGUUUCCACACCCCCUGUAGUCAUCGAUCCAGUUAGAGUACUUUUGAAAUGCACCCUUCCUCCCUUCCUUGGAGUGGCCACUGAUCUGCUAUUCUGGAGAAGUAAAAGCCAUAUAGUGGAACUCCUGAUUUCACCUACUGGUUCUAUCAUGUCAGGUCUGGGGUUGCCUUAAGGGCCACAGUGAAACCAGUCUUUAUGCGUUCAGCUCUGAUUAGGCCAUAAUGGUGGAAACAUUGUGUCAAUAAACCACAGUGGAGCAUAGUUUGAGGUCACUUUCACGUUUUUCUGCACACAUUAUUUGACACCCAAAACCUUCUCACAAUCAUUGAAUGUGUGUAUGUAAUAUUUUCCUUUGCUGGGAAUAAAAGCUUCAUAUUGUUGAAGUUCUGUAUGAGAGGAGGGUUGGCUGCUUUCAGAUCACUACCUCUAUGGGACAGUGGAGGAAUAUAAGACUGGACUGUAACUCUGGAAGGAGCACAUUGUAUGCAUGCCAUGCACACACACACACAUUCUCUCAGGGCAUAGCCUGUCUGUAAUCAGAGCGGAAGACAAAAGGAAGACAGUAACCACUGCACAGGGAGGGAGAGAUGAAGCGAGGGAGGGAGAAAUGGAGAUGGAGGGGGAGAUUGAGAGAUGGUGAGAGGGGGAGAGAGUGAUGUACAUGAACAGACAUUUUACAGGGAGAGAAUGAAACAACAAUAAUCCAAUUCACUCCACAGGCACAUUAAACUCCACUCUAUCUACUCAACCCCUUUAGUUUACAGUAGUUUGUGAAGCUGUCUGUAUGCUACUGUCUUAUUUUGAUAGCUUCUGAUAGUGAAUAUGGGUUCUAUUGAUUGGCAUUGGCAGGCCUUGUGAUGACCCAGCUCCAGUGCUGUCCAAUUGAGUAAAUAUUUUUUCCCCGAGUACUUUUGGGCAUGUCUCCACGUAUUUUAGUUUUGGCACUAACACCAUGUCACACACAGGAAUGAUGUGCGCGCACAGAAACACACACACACACACACACACACACACACACACACACACACACACACACACACACACACACACACACACACACACACACACACACACACCAGUGGCGGCUGGUGGGAGGAGCUAUAGGAGGAUGGGCUCAUUGUAAUAGCUGGAAUGGAAUAAAUGGAACGGUAUCAAAUACAUAAAACAUAUGGAAACCACAUAUUUGACUCCGUUCCAUUAAUUCCAUUCCAGUAUUACAAUGAGCCCAUCCUCCUAUAGCUCCGCUCACCAGCCUCCACUGACCCGUCUUUCUCUCGUCUCCCAGCCGUUUGAGCCCAGCGAUCUGCUCCUAGGACUGAACUUCUCCAAGAUACUCAGCAGUCUGGUGGCUCUCAACAAAGUGACUGCAGGUUAGUCUGAAGUGUGUGUUUGUGUGCAUGUGCGCAGCCCGUGUGAGUAUGUGUGUGCAGUAUAACCAUUCUAUUUUAUGUGUGUGUGUGUGUGUAUAUAUACAGUAACUGCUCUAUUCGUUAUCUCUAGACAUUGGAGUGGGCAGUGACAGUGUGUGUGCCCGUCACUCGUCGGCCCAUCGGAUCAAGUCGUUUGAGUCUCUGGCCUCCCAGUCAUCACUGGGUCGAUCCUCCAAGCUGCUUCAGAACCAGUACCGCAGCCUGGUGAGACACACACAUACACACACACACCAGCCUUAGUGCUGAAGCCCAACUUCUGAAAUGUCUAUCUCAAAGUGCAUCUAUGUCAAAUGGAGAUUUGUGUGGGCUUAUCGUGUAGUCAGUAUUCCCCUCCCCCUCUCUACCUCCCUACCUCCCACUCUCUACUCCCCUACCUCCCCCUCUCUACCUCCCUACCUACCUCUCCCUCUCGAUCUACCUCCCUACCUCCCCCCCUCUGCCUCCCUACCUCCCCCUCUCUACCUCCCUACCUUCCCCUCUCUGCCUCCCUACCUCCCCCUCUCUGCCUCCCUUCCUCCCCCUCUGUACCUCCCUCCUCACCUCUCUACCUCUCUUAUAGGACAUGUCUGAGGGCAGCGGGACGCAGCUAUUGGUCAAGGCUCGCUUCAACUUUGAACAGACCAAUGAGGACGAGCUGUCCUUCAACAAGGGUGAUGUCAUCAACGUGACACGCCAGGAGGAGGGCGGCUGGUGGGAGGGGAACCUCAACGGCAAGACCGGCUGGUUCCCUAGCAACUAUGUCCGUGAGAUCAAAGGCUGUGGUAUGUAUCCCUUAUUAUAAACUGUGUGGUUCGAGCCCUGAAUGCUGAUUGGCUGACAGCCGUGGUAAACCACGGGUAUGACAAAGCAUUUAUUUUUACUGCUUUAAUUACGUUGGUAACCAGUUUAUAAUAGCAAUAAGGCACCUCUGGGGUUUGUGAUAUAUGGCCAGUAUACCACGGCUAAGGGCUGUAUCCAGGCACGCGUUGCGUCGUGCAUAAGAACAGCCCUUAGCCGUGGUAUAUUGUCCAUAUACCACACCCCCUCGUGCCUUAUUGCUUAAUUAUUCUUGCUACUGAACAUCACAUAACCCAGGAAUAUCAGAAAGGACAUGAAGGAAAUGGAUGGUGUCUGAUGGAGAGAAAUAUCUAAUUUCUCUCUCUCUCCCCCUCUCCCUCUCAGACAAACAAGUGUCCCCCAAAUCUGGGACCCUCAAGAGCCCCCCAAAAGGCGUUGACACUACGGCCAUUAGCAAGACCUACUACAACCUGGUAAGACCUGGUCAUCCAAUUUACUUCUCUCACUGUCUGUCUUCCUCUCCCUUUCUCUGGCUCUGUCUCUUUCUCUCUCUCUCUUUCUAUGUGUGUGCGUCUCUCUCAAUACUGCUGUUACAAUCCUCAAUAAAAUAAAUGACUCUUAAAGCUGUAGGCCUGAGGUGCCAUGGCCGCUCCAGAUAGCUUGACCUAGUUCUGCUUGUGUUCCUGACAUUUUAAUGUCUCUCAGUGCUCUGGGUUACUGACAUGAGAGAACAAGUAAAUACAUGCUGUACUAGAGAGAGAAGGAGAAACAAAAGGACAUGGAGAGGGAGAGAGGGGGAGAGAGAGAGGGAGAGAGAGAGAGAGGGAGAGACAAGGAGUGAGAGAGAGAGACAAGGAGAGAUAGAGACAGGGAGAGAGAGGGAGAGAGAGAGGGAGGGAGAGGGAGAGAGAGGGAGAGAGAGAGGGAGAGACAAGGAGUGAGAGAGAGAGACCAAGGGAGAGAGAGAGACCAAGGAGAGAGAGAGAGACAAGGAGAGAGAGAGAGACACAAGGAGAGAGAGAGACACAAGGAGAGAGAGAGAGACACGGAUAGAGAGAGAGAGAGAGAGAGAGAGAGACAAGGAGCGAGAGAGAGAUUAUUUUAUUACAAUGUAUAUUGUAUACAUUGUUGCUUUGGCAAUAUUGACGCUUUUCAUGCUAAUAAAGCAGCUUGAAUUUGAAUUUGAAUUUGAGAGAGAGAGACAUUUCAAACCUCUUUAUUCUUUUGGAACGUUUGUGUGUAAUGUUUCAUGUUAAUUUGUGAUAGUUUAUUGCACUUGCUUUGGCAAUGUAAACAUAUGUUUCCCAUGCCAAUACAGCCCCUUUGAAUUGAAUUGAAAAUUGAGAGAGAGAGUGUCUGUCUACCUGCCUGGACACAAGACUUACUCCCUCUACACCAGCGUGUCCCAAACUCGGUCCUAGGGACCCCAAGGGGUGCACGUUUUAGUAUUUGCCCUAACACUACACAGCUGAUUCAAAUUAUCAAAGCAUCUGUGUAGUGCUAGGGCAAAAACCAAUACGUGCACCACUUGGGGUCCUGAAGACCGAGUUUGGGAAACCCUGAUCUACACCUCUCUAUUUCACCUCUCCCCACUCCCCAUCUCUCCUACUUCCUUCAUUAUUUAUAUGGUCCUCCACUCCCACCCAGAGCUGUAACUCAGAGAGGAGAAGCUCUAUGUACCAUAAACUGUCUAGUCCUGUAGUAAAAGAGACUGUGAUUAGAGGGUUAGGCUGGAGGUCCAGGGCCAAUGGGAGGUCAAGGGUGAGGGGUCAGAGGGAGUGAAAGUAUUCAGAGUUACAAAGACAUGAAAUUACAACUUGAACCAUAGAGUGAUACUCCUCAAUAACCAACAUGAAACUUGUAAAAACUCUCCCUCACACACACUCUCCCCAGGUGCUGCAGAACAUUCUAGAAACAGAGACAGAAUAUUCCAAGGACCUCCAGAGCCUUCUGACCAACUACCUGCGAUCACUCCAGAGCACAGAGAAGUAAGAUCCACUUGUUGUACUGUUGUAAACCUCCCUCCCUCUGUCUCUGUCUGUCUGUCUGUCUGUCUGUCUGUCUGUCUGUCUGUCUGUCUGUCUGUCUGUCUGUCUGUCUGUUGUACUGUCUGUAUGAUGACAUACUGUAUGGCCACUGAUUGGAUUGGAUCUGCUGGACUCAUUCCAAAACUCAUGCUCUCUCCUCUCUCUUUCUCUCUCCUCUCUCUUUCUCUCUCUUUCUCUUUCUCUCUCUCUCUUUCUCUCUCUCUUUCUCUCUCCCUCCCCCUCUUCCCUCUCCUCCUCCUUCUCCACCUCUCCUUCUCUUCUCCUCUCCCCCCUCUCCUCCUCCUCCUCCUCCUCCUCCACCUCUCCUUCUCUUCUCCUCUCCCCCCUCUUCCUCCUCCUCCUCCUCCUCCUCCUCCUCCUCCUCCUCCUCCUCCACCUCUCCUUCUCUUCUCCUCUCCCCCCUCUCCUCCUCCUCAUCCUCCUCCAUCUCUCCUUCUCUUCUCCUCUCCCCCUCUCCUCCUCCUCCUCCUCCUCCUCCACCUCUCCUUCUCUUCUCCUCUCCCCGCUCUCCUCCCUCCUCUCCUCUUCUCCUCCCUCUCUCCAGACUGAGCAGUACAGAUGUGUAUGUGAUCCUGGGGAACCUGGAGGAGAUCAGCACCUUCCAGCAGAUGCUCGUCCAAUCACUGGAGGAGUGCACCAAGUAAGUCCGGCCCCUCACAGACUUUCCACCAAUCAGCACACAGGGAUCAGAGAAAGGGCUUGUCACUGCUGUUCUAAUCCAAUCAGAUCUGUCCUGCUGCUACUUGCGAUAUUUUACAGCAGUUUUCCUUCGAGGUAAAUAAAGGGUAUAGGAACAUCUAGUGGUUGGCUGUGGUAAUACAGCAAUCCUUGAUUUCACUCAGCUUGUGUGUGUUUUUUUCCCAACAUGUGCAGACUUCCAGAGAGCCAGCAGAGGGUAGGGGGCUUUUUCAUGAACCUGAUGCCCCAGAUGAAGGCUCUCUACGUGGGUUACUGCUCCAACCACCCCUCGGCAGUCAACGUGCUCACCCAGCACAGGUAAAUCUAGACCCUAUGCAGCAUGAAACUGAUGUUCUAACAUUCUUACUGUACAACAAUGAUUUAUUUUUACACAGGCAGGUAGUGUAAAGGCUACAAUUAGACUUGACAAUUGAAUACCCCUCUCUCUCUCCUUGUCUCUCUCUCUCUCUCUCUCUCUCUCUCUCUCUCUCUCUCUCUCUCUCUCUCUCUCUCUCUCCCUCCCUCCCCAGUGAGGAGCUGGGGGAGUUUAUGGAGGGGAAGGGAGCCAGUAGUCCAGGUAUCCUGACCCUGACCACAGGCCUCAGUAAACCCUUCAUGAGGCUGGACAAAUACCCCACUCUACUGAAGGAACUGGAGAGACACAUGGAGGUAGGGCUGUGUGUGUGUGUCACGUAUAGGUGUGUUUACUCUAAGAUGUUGGUGUGCGAUUGUUUGUGUGUGUGUGUUUGUGUGUGUCAUGUGCAGGUAUGUGUGUAAGAGUGUCCUCAUUCACUGAUGAUGGAUGUGUGUGUGUGUACAGCUGUAUAACUGCUCUCUGCUGUGCUCCCUGUAGGAGAGUCACCCCGACUGGCCAGACAUCCAGAAGUGUAUGACAACAUUCAAGAGCCUCUCGGUGAGUCACACCAAUACACAUAUCGCCUCUUGUUUCCAUAGUUACCUCAUUAGCAGCGCAUGGUGUGCGUCAAGCUGUGACGUGUGAGUCAUGAGUCGACAUGUUAUGGUACACUUGAAUGAUAUGAGCAUGCAUCACUUGUGCACACAUAAUCAUUAAGUCAUUAUAAACACUACAUGACCAACAGUAUGUGGACACCUGCUUGUCAAACAUCUCAUUCCAAAAUCAUGGGCAUAAAUAUAGAGUUGGUCCCCCCCCUUUGCUGCUAUAACAGCCUCCACUCUUCUGGGAAGGCUUUCCACUAGAUGUUGGAACAUUGCUGCUGGGACUUGCUUCUGUUCAGCCACGAGCGUUAGUGAGGUUGGGCACUGAUGUUGGGCGAUUAGGCCUGGCUCGCUGUCAGCAUUCUAAUUCAUCCUGAAACAUGACAAUGUUUGAGCAAAGAAACUCAAAAGGGGUGAUGAUAUUAAUUAACAGUAAUUUUGAUCCGAAUGUGCAAAUUGUCCAAACAGCUCCGCAAGGUAGAUGGAUGAUUUUAAAUAUGUUAUUGGACCAUAAACAGAUAUGGCUCAUUAACCUUUACGGACCAAAUAAUGAUGAUCCACGCUUCUUUGACAAUAUAUAUAAUAAAUUAUCAACCCUGCAAGCAAUACAAUACUAUUAUUAUGGUGGGAGAUUAUAAUACUGUUUUAAAUAUCUGAAUGGACCGUAAAGGAAAUCACACUACAAACUGUCAUGGAUACAUUAGAACUAGUGGAUAUAUGGAGGCUUAAAUAUCCUGACCUAGUGAGAUAUACAUGGUGGAGACUCAAUCAAGCUAGUCGUCUUGACUUCUUUCUUAUGUCAUUCUCGUUGGCACCAAAAGUUUAAAAAGUGUUGAUAGGGGACAGAAUGCAGUCGGACCAUCAUAUAAUUAACAUAUACAUUACUCUUACUGAAUUUCCACCUGGGCGAGGAUAUUGGAAAUUUAAUCAAAGCCUAUUGGAUGAUAACUUGUUUUUAACUAGGACAGAGGAAUUUAUAACUGAACACCUGUCCACAACCUCAAACAGUCACACUCCAAACUCCACUAUGGCCAAGACCAAAGAGCUGUCAAAGGACACCAGAAACAAAAUUGUAGACCUGCACCAGGCUGGGAAGACUGAAUCUGCAAUAGGUAAGCAGCUUGGUUUGAAGAAAUCAACUGUGGGAGCAAUUAUUAGGAAAUGGAAGACAUACAAGACCACUGAUAAUCUCCCUCGAUCUGGGGCUCCACGCAAGAUCUCACCCCGUGGGGUCAAAAUGAUCACAAGAACGGUGAGCAAAAAUCCCAGAACCACACAGGGGGACCUAGUGAAUGACCUGCAGAGAGCUGGGACCAAAGUAACAAAGCCUACCAUCAGUAACACACUACGCCGCCAGGGACUCAAAUCCUGCAGUGCCAGACAUGUCCCCCUGCUUAAGCCAGUACAUGUCCAGCCCCGUCUGAAGUUUGCUAGAGUGCAUUUGGAUGAUCCAGAAGAGGAUUGGGAGAAUGUCAUAUGGUCAGAUGAAAACAAAAUAUAACUUUUUGGUAAAAACUCAACUCGUCGUGUUUGGAGGACAAAGAAUGCUGAGUUGCAUCCAAAGAACACCAUACCUACUGUGAAGCAUGGGGGUGGAAACAUCAUGCUUUGGGGCUGUUUUUCUGCAAAGGGACCAGGACGACUGAUCCGUGUAAAGGAAAGAAUGAAUGGGGCCAUGUAUCGUGAGAUUUUGAGUGAAAACCUCCUUCCAUCAGCAAGGGCAUUGAAGAUGAAACGUGGCUGGGUCUUUCAGCAUGACAAUGAUCCCAAACACACCGCCCGGGCAACGAAGGAGUGGCUUCGUAAGAAGCAUUUCAAGGUCCUGGAGUGGCCUAGCCAGUCUCCAGAUCUCAACCCCAUAGAAAAUCUUUGGAGGGAGUUGAAAGUCCGUGUUGCCCAGCGACAGCCCCAAAACAUCACUGCUCUAGAGGAGAUCUGCAUGGAGGAAUGGGCCAAAAUACCAGCAACAGUGUGUGAAAACCUUGUGAAGACUUACAGAAAACGUUUGACCUGUGUCAUUGCCAACAAAGGGUAUAUAACAAAGUAUUGAGAAACUUUUGUUAUUGACCAAAUACUUAUUUUCCACCAUAAUUUGCAAAUAAAUUCAUAAAAAAUCCUACAAUGUGAUUUUCUGGAUUUCUUUUCUCAUGUUGUCUGUCAUAGUUGACGUGUACCUAUGGUGAAAAUUACAGGCCUCUCUCAUCUUUUUAAGUGGGAGAACUUGCACAAUUGAUGGCUGACUAAAUACUUUUUUCCCCCACUGUAUGUCAAAAGAGUCCAUACUAACAAAGGAAAUAGAAGGUCUAACAGAACAGAUAGAUAGCAAUAAAAACUAUAACAUAGAUGCUCAGAAUAAAUUAGAGGAAAAACAAAAAGAAAUGGAGAAACUUAGUCAAGAAAGAUCAAGUGUAAUAUAUUAUAAAAAUAAAGCAAACUGGAUGGAAUAUGGGGAAAAUGCACCAAAUUAUUUUUUAAUCUUCAACAUAGAAAUGCUACCAAAAAUAAUUUAAUUUAACUGAAGCUAAUUGUAGGGAUUUUUUUCUAUUGAUAAUGUAAAAUUAGCAGCCAUACAGAAAGACUCAUGUGAAGGUGAAAUUACAGAGGAGGAACUUCUGGAUGCAAUUAAAGACUUUAAGUCUGGGAAAACUCCAGGGUUGGAUGGCCAGUUGAGGUAUACCAAACCUUUUUUGAUAUACUCAGAGGACCGUUGUUAGCAUGUUUUAACCACUCCUAUGUAAAUGGUAGAUUAUCAGACACUCAAGAAGAAGGUCUGAUUUCAUUAUUACUGAAACAGGAUACAAGUGGGAAAUAUAAAGAUCCAGUCCAUUAAAACAUUUUUGAGGCCCCUUACACUUCAGUGUGAUGCAAAAAUUCUAGAAUAUAAUUAAAAAGGUAUUGUCGUACAUUAUUCAUUCUAAUCAGACAGGUUUUUUACAUGGACGAUACAUUGGAGAUAAUAUAUGGCAGGUACUGGAAACAAUAGAACACUAUGAAAAAUCUGGGAAACCAGGCCUGCUAUUCAUAGCUGACUUUGAAAAGGCAUUCGAUAAAGUACGACUGGAGUUUAUAUAUAAAUGCCUGGAGCCUUUCAAUUUAGGAGAAUCUGUUAUAAAAUGGGUUAAAAUCAUGUAUAGUAACCCUAGGUGUAAAAUAGUAAAUAAUGGCUAUUUCUCAGAAAGUUUUAAACCGUCAAGAGGAGUAAAAUAAGGUUAUCCAGUAUUGGCAUAUCUAUUUAUUAUGGCCAUCGAAAUGUUAGCUAUUAAAAUCAGAUCCAACAAUAAUAUCAAGGGAUUAGAAAUCCAGGGCUUAAAAACAAAGGUGUCAUUGUACACUGAUGAUUCAUGUUUUCUUUUAAAUCCUCAACUUGAAUCCCUCCACAGCCUCAUAGAGGAUCUAGAUACAUUUUCUAACCUCUCUGGAUUACAACCAAAUUAUGAUAAAUGUUAUUACGUAUUGGAUCACUAAAAAAUAAAAAUGUUACAUUACCGUGUAGUUUACCAAUAAAAUGGUCUGAUGGUGAUGUGGAUAUACUCGGAAUACAUAUCCCAAAUGAAAUAAAUGAUCUCACUCCAAUACAUUUUAAUAGAAAGUUAGCAAAGAUAUAGAUAAGAUCUUGCUACCAUGGAAAGGUAAAUACCUGUCUAUUUGUGGAAAAAUUACCCUGAUUACCUCUUUAGUAUUAUCCCAGUUUACCUAUUUGCUUAUGGUAUUGCCUAGUGAACAGUUUUUAAAAUUAUAUGAGAAUAAAAUAUAAAAUUUUAUUUGGAACGGCAAGCCAGACAAAAUUAAAUGGGCCUAUUUAUACAAUCAAUAUGAAUUCGGAGGACAGAAAUUAUUAAAUAUUAAAGCAUUAGACCUAUCACUAAAAGCUUCAGUCAUACAAAAGUUAUACUUAAAUCCGAACUGGUUCUCUAGCAAAUUAGUAAGAUUGUCUCACCCCAUGUUCAAGAAUGGCCUUUUUCCCUGUAUUCAGAUUACAACCUCUCACUUUCAGUUAUUUGAAAAGGAAAUCAUCUCCCAAAUAUCACUAUUUCUAAAACAAGCCAUAGAAAGUUGGUUGCAAUUUGAAUUUUAUCCGCCAGAAACGGCAGAACAAAUAAUGCAACAAAUAUUGUGGUUAUACUCAAAUAUACUAAUUGAUAAAAAACCAUUAUCUUUUGAAAAAAUGUUUUUAAAUGAUAUUAUCUUCAUAAAUUAUAUCACAGGUAGGACUGGUGGAGUUAUUUCGCACAUGCAGCUAACAAAAACAAAAAUGGAAGAGGAAAGUGGAAGGGGGAAAAAGUAAGGAACUUGUCUGUCAGCCCUGCAUUAAAGACCAUAAUUGGUUAAAGAAAAUUGUGAUAAAUAAAAAAGUAUACCAGUUUCAUUUAAGGACCAAAGGAUUGACAGCCGUCCCAUAUAGAUUGCAAAAUAGUUGGGAAGAGAUUUCUGACGUACCGAUUCCAUGUCAAAUUGUUUAUGAACUGAUAUGCAAAACGACGCCGCAUUCAAAACUACAAAUUUUUCUAUUUAAAUUAUUAUACAAAAUUCUUGCUACCAAUUGAAUGUUUUAUUUUUAUUGUAUUUUAUUUUAUUUAACCUUUAUUUAACCAGGUAAGCCAGUUGAGAACAAGUUCUCAUUUACAACUGCGACCUGGCCAAGAUAAAGCAAAGCAGUGCGAUAAAAACAACAACACAGAGUUACAUAUGGGGUAAAACAAAACAUAAAGUCAAAAAUACAACAGAAAAUAUAUAUACAGUCUGUGCAAAUGUAGCAAGUUAUGGAGGUAAUGUAAUAAAUAGGCUAUAGUGCAAAAUAAUUACAAUUAGUAUUAACACUGGAAUGAUAGAUGUGCAAGAGAUGAUGUGCAAAUAGCGAUACUGGGGUGCAAAUGAGCUAAAUAUAUAACAAUAUGGGGAUGAGGUAGUUGGGUGGGCUAAUUUCAGAUGGGCUGUGUACAGGUGCAGUGAUCAGUAAGGUGCUCUGACAACUGAUGCUUAAAGUUAUUUAUUUAUAUGGGGGAUACAAUCUUCCCAGCUCUGCAGAUUUUGCUGCGAAGAGACAGAAUCAUGAGAUCAUUUGUUUUGGUACUGUUUUCAUUUGUUUUGUAGCUUGUUUUUGGUCACAGGUCCAGGAAUGGCUGAAGGAUUGCAAUAUUUACCUGGAGCUAACCCUGCAGAUAGCAGUACUGGGUGAUCUGAAAAGUAAUAGUCAAUCAAUCAAUAAUAUAAUAAUAAUACUUUUAGCAAAAAUGAUUAUUUUCAAUUUACAAUCUGUAGAAACAAUGAGAAUAGAAGGGUUCAGAACUUUUGUGAAACAUCACAGUACAGUUGAAAAAUAUAUGACAAAUAGAAAUCCAAUAUGGAUGGUGUUAAGAGGGUUGAAUGGAGCUGAAGGAUGGGACUAAUAACAACUAACAACAACUAAUAACAACAAGAUAACUAAUGUAAAGCAUACUGUGUCCAUAAUAAGUAUAUAGGUUAUAGGUUGAGAGCUUUUGUGAAAGAGCACAGUUAGAAAGAUAUGGCAUAUAGAAGCAAACCGGAUGGACAUCAUGAAAAUGAUCGGAGAGGUUGAGGGUAGAGGAAGUUCUGUAGUAAAAACAAACAAAAUAUAAUUAUUGUAAAAUUGACUGUGUCCAUAAAAUGUAUAUAGUAUGUAUAAGCUGGAAGUAGAGGCCUAAGCGUUGUUGUUCACUAGUUUACUCCAAUUAGGGGAGGGGUGGUGGGGUUGGAAAGUAAUAAAGGGAAAUAUAUUUUUUAAAAGGAUAUGUGUAAGGGUUGGUGUGAGGUGUGACCCUGGUGCGGUGCAGGUUAGACAGUAGGCAGUCGGCAGAGAUGGUGAAACAAGGAACUUUACUGAUGGUCCCGAAGCCAGGAUACAAAAUAACGGACUUUACAUGAAAAAGGUGGAGCAAAUAAGACUCCAAAAAACAGGCAGACAGCCAAAAAUACGAAAUACUAACUAUGACUGAAAUAAUGAAUAAACAGGGAGAACACUUCUCACGUACCUGUCCAUACGUCCCGCGAUCAGACACUGAUUAGUACUGCUUGGCAUAGUGAAACUAGCAGAGAAAACUGAGCAAGGGAACACAGGGAAGUGAGGGCAUAAAUACACAGGUGCCUAAGGUUGUCGGAGGAUGACACCUAGUGGGUUGCUCCGGAACUGCGAUCCACUCCUGUAACAGAUAUGUAUAUAUAUGUAUGUAUGUGUAGAUGUAUGUGUAUGUAUAUACACAUACAUAUAUGUAUAUAUACACAUACUGUACAUAUACCAUUAUUUAUCCUCCACCAAACUUUACAUUUGGCACUAUGCAUUCGGGCAGGUAGCGUUCUCCUUGCUUCUGCCAAACCCAGAUUUGUCCGUCGGACUGGCAGAUGGUGAAGCGUGAUUCAUCACUCCAGAGAACAUGUUUCCACUGCUUCAGAGUCCAAUGGCGGCGAGCUUUACAUCACUCCAGGCGAUGCUUGGCAUUGUGCAUGGUGAUCUUAGGCUUGUGUGCGCCUGCUUGGCCAUGGAAACCUAUUUAAUGAAGCUCCCGACCAACAGUUAUUGUGAUGACGUUGCUUCCAGAGGCAGUUUGGAACUCGGUAGUGAGUGUUGCAACUGAGGACAGAUGAUUUUUACGCGCUACACACUUCAGCACUCGGCGGUCCCGUUCUGUGAGCUUGUGUGGCCUACCACUUCGCAGCUGAGCCGUUGUUGCUCCUAGACGCUUCCACUUCACAAUAACAGCACUUACAGUUGACUGGGGAAGCUCUAGCAGGGCAGAAAUUUGACGAACUGACUUGUUGGAAAGGUGGCAUCCUAUUGACGGUGCCACGUUGAAAGUCACUGAGCUCUUCAGUAAGGCCAUUCUACUGCCAAUGUUUGUCUAUGGAGAUUGCAUGGCUGUGUGCUCAAUUUUAUACACCUGCCAGCAACAGGGGUUGCUGAAAUAGCCAAAUCCACUAAUUUGAAGGGGUGUCCCCAUACUUUUGUAUAUAUAGUGUAUCUAUGGACACACAAUUUUACAUUGUUUCUGUGGUAAUAAAAGUCUGUGGUGCUGAUGGUAUUUCCGUGGCGACAGGUCCAGUGCCAGGAGGUGAGGAAGAGGAAGGAGCUGGAGCUGCAGAUUGUGACUGAGUCCAUCAGGCUGUGGGAGGGAGACGACAUUAGAACACUGGGCUCUGUCCUCUACAUGAGUCAGGCUCUGGUUAACAGCCCUGGAGCAGAGGUCAGAGGAAAACCUUAGAACAACCUCACAAUAACAUUAUAAUAACUGAUGUACAUGAGUAAAAUACUAUUAACACACUGUCUCUCUGUCUCUCUCUCUCGCUCUCUCUCCAUCUCGCUCUCUCUCUAGGAGAAGUGUGAGCGCUACCUCAUGCUCUUCCCUCAUGUCCUCCUCAUGCUGUCUGCCAGUCCAAGGAUGAGUGGCUUCAUAUUCCAGGUAUAACCCCUGACCCCUUAGUCUACUAUACCAGAGUCAUAUUGAUUUGGUGCCAAAUGGAAGAAAAUGGACUGAAAGAGCGAGGGACUACAUGAACAUGCUCAUUUUAUUUUUCAGUGUCAAAAUGUUUUCUACGGUGUUCCCUAAUGAAUAAGACCCAGUUGUGAUUAACCACUGUGUUUAGUGUGGGUUCAGAUGUUGAUGAUGGUUUCUUGUCUACAGGGGAAGCUGCCAUUGACUGGUAUGACUGUGACCACGGUAGAGGACAGUGAGGCCCACAAAUACUCCUUUGAGCUUUCUGGUAAGACUACUGUGGUUUAUUCAGAACGUACAUGUGUCCCGAGUGGCACAGUGGUCUAAGGCACUGCAUUGCAGUGCUAGCUGUGCCACUAGAGAUCCUGGUUAGAAUCCAGGCUCUGUCGUAGCCGGCCGCGACCGGGAGACCCAUGGGGCGGCGCACAAUUGGCCCAGCGUCGUCCAGGGUAGGGGAGGGAUUGGCCAGCAGGGAUGUAGCCCACGGGGGGCCAGUAUGAAAAAUAUAAAAAUAAUGUAUGCACUCACUAACUGUAAGUCGCUCUGGAUAAGAGCGUCUGCUAAAUGACUAAAAUGUAAAUGUGUAUAAUGUGUGUAUUGUGUCCUCCAGGCAGUCUAUUUGAGCGUCUCCAGGUUGUGUGUAACAAUCAGCAGGACCUGCAGGACUGGGUAGACCACCUGACCCGUCAGACCAAACACACCACUCCCCCAAGCCACAAACCCCUCACUGUCCCCUGCCACACGGUCAGUAACACACAUAUGCAUUGUACAUAAGCACACACACACACGCUCACACAGACAAACUAAGCUAUAUGGGAAAACACUGUACAGUGCAUUCGGAAAGUAUUCAGACCCUUUUACUUUUUCCACAUUUUGUUACGUCACAUCCUUAUUCCAAAAUGGAUUCAAUAAAAAAUGUUCCUCAUCAAUCGACACACAAAACGAAAACAAGUUUUUAGAAAUGUUUGCAAAUUUAUGAAAAAUAACCAACAGAAAUUCCUUAUUUACAUAAGUAUUCAGACCCUUUGCUAUGAGACUCAAAAUUGAGCUCAGGUGCAUCCUGUAUCCAUUGAUCAUCCUUGAGAUGUUUCUACAACUUGAUUGGAGUCCACCUAUGGUAAAUUCAAUUGAUUGGACAUGAUUUGGAAAGGCACACACCUGUCUAUAUAAGGUCCCACAGAUGACAGUGCAUGUCAGAGGAAGAACCACGCCAUGAGGUCGAAGGAAUUGUCCGUAGAGCUCCGAGACAAGAUUGUGUCGAGGCACAGAUCUGGGGAAGGGUACCAAAACAAGUCUGCAGCAUUGAAGGUCCCCAAGAACACAGUGGCCUCCCCAACAACACAAGACUCUUCCUAGAGCUGGCCGCCUGGCCAAACUGAGCAAUCGGGGGAGAAGGGCCUUUGUCAGAGAGGUGACUAAAAACCCGAUGGUCACUCUGACAGAGCUCCAGAGUUCCUCUGUGGAGAUGGGAGAACCUUCCAGAAGGACAACCAUCUUUGCACCACUCCACCCACAGGCCUUUAUGGUAGAGUGGCCAGACGGAAGCCAUUCCUCAGUAAAAGGCACAUGACAGCCCGCUUGGAGUUUGCCAAAAGGCACCUAAAGACUCUCAGACCAUGAGAAACAAGAUUCUCUGAUCUGAUGAAACCAAGAUUGAACUCUUUGGCCUGAAUGCCAAACAUCACAUCUGGAGGAAACCUGGCACCAUCCCUACGGUGAAGCAUGGUGGUGGCAGCAUCAGGUUUUUCAGCGGCAGGGACUGGGAGACUAGUCAGGAUGGAGGGAAAGAUAAAUGGAGCAAAAUGAUCCUUGAUGAAAACCUGUGCCAGAGCGCUAAGGACCUCAGACUGGGGUGAAGGUUCACCUUCCAACAGGACAACGACCCUAAGCACACAGCCAAGACAACGCAGGAGUGGCUUCGGGAUAAGUCUCUGAAUGUCCAGAGCACAGGCUUGAACCCGAUCAAACAUUUCUGGAGAGACCUGAAAAUAGCUGUGCAGCGACGCUCCCCAUCCAACCUAACAAAGCUUGAGAGAAUCUGCAGAGACUAAUGGGAGAAACUCCCCAAAUACAGGUGUGCCAAGCUUGUAGCGUCAUACCCAAGAAGACUUGAGUCUGUAAUCGCUGCCAAAGGUGCUUCAACAGAGAACUGAGUAAAGGGUCUGAAUACUUAUGUAAAGGUGAUAUUUCAGUUUUUUAUUUUUAAUACAUUUGCAAAAAUGUCAAGAAACCUGCUUUUGCUUCGUCAUUAUGGGGUAUUGUGUGUAGAUUGAUGAGGGAAAAAAACAAUUUAAUCCAUUUUAGAAUAAGGCUGUAACGUAACAAAGUGGAAAAAGUCAAGGGGUCUGAAUACUUUCCGAAUGCACUGUAAAUGUAACAAUUACAACUAAUCUCUGUCUCUCCCUUCCCUCUCCCCCCCUCACCUCUCGCUUGCUCUUCCCCACUCCUUUCCUCUCUCCCCCCUCCAUCCCCCCUCUCUCUCCUUCUCCUCCCUCUCUCUCCCCCUCCCUCUCUCUCCCUCCCUCCAUCAGUUGCCCUCCCACCCUCUGACUCCGUCCCGUCACGCGGAGGGCCGAGCGAUGACGGUGGCCCCUGCCUACCACACCCUGCCCCACCCUUCCUCCCACGGGGCCCCACACAGCAGCAUGAUGUGGGGGCCCCUGGAACCCCCCAACACCCCCAAGCCCUGGAGCCUCAGCUGCCUGCGCCCCGCACCCCCUCUCAGGCCCUCUGCUGCACUCUCCUACAAGGAGGUGAGGAAGAGUGUGUGUGGAUGGGGAGGGAGGAUGUGUGUGUGUGUGAUGGCAUUGAUAGCAAUUGUGUUAUGUGUAUGGUGAGGUUGGGUGUCAUUGCUUAUUUGUGUCAUUCAUUCCUGUCCCUCACUCGCUGUUACCCUUUCUCCUUGCCCUCUCUCUCUCUCUCUCUCUCUCUCUCUCUCUCUCCCCUCUCUCUCUCUCUCUCUCUCUCUCCCCCCUCUCUCUCUCUCUCUCUCUCUGCUCUCUGUCUCCAGGACCUCAAUAAAAGUCCUAAGAGUGUGAAGAAGCUUCUUCCUAAACGUAAACCAGAGAGAAAACAGUCAGACGAGGAGUUUGCCCUGAGGAAGAGUAAGUUUGCUCUGUGUGUGUACGUGUGAGUGUGUGUGUUCUAACCCCCUGCUCUCCUCUCGUCCCCAGGUACAGCUGCUCUAGAGGAAGAUGCUCAGAUCCUAAAGGUGAUCGAAGCUUACUGUACCAGCGCCAAGACCAGACAGACCCUCAACUCGAGUAAGAACACGCACACACACUCACACACUCAUCGUUACUGUCAGGUCUUGUUGUCUCUUGUCAUUCUUGGAUCACAGUAGUCCAAUGCUAUCCUUAACCCUGCUAUUAGUACUUACUUCUCUUUCUAACAGUUUCUUUCUCUUUUCUGUCUGUCUCUCUCUUCACUCCUCACCGCUCCUUCAAUCUUCCGUUGACGUUCGUUCCUCGUUUUAUUUUAAUUUUACCAUUUGUUUGUUGGGUUUGUUUGUUCCCCUCACUACCAUUGUAUUACGUCUUAUUGUUAUGAUUUCUUCCAUCGCUCAUCCCUCUCCAUUCACCUCUCAUUGAUUAUGGUUUGCCCUCGUCAUCAACAUUGCGCCACCUACCCCCCCACCCCCCCCCCCCCACCCCCACCCCCACCAUCAGCCUGGCAGGGCACUGACCUGAUGCACAACCACGUGCUGGGGGACUUGGACCGGUCCUGUGUGGACUCUCCAGGCCGCCGUAGCAGCGUGUCACGGCCUGACGUGACUGGCUCAGACCUGUCGGAAGACUCUGACUACGACUCUGUGUGGACGGCCCACAGUUACAGGAUGGGCUCAGUGUCGCGUAAGAGCUGCAUCUCUCACCAGAACUAAACCCCCAAAACUACCGUGGUCGUACCGUACCAUACCGUACCGUGCUAAACAACACAGUACAGCGCGCUUACCUCUUAACCUGUGGUCUACAAGAAAACAAAACGAUUUUUAAGGGUUUUAUUUAUUUAUUUUAUUUAUUUUAAUUAUUUA
Molecule: messenger RNA, 20004 nt
Organism: Coregonus sp. 'balchen'
Lineage: Eukaryota; Metazoa; Chordata; Actinopteri; Salmoniformes; Salmonidae
Source: the annotation of a GenBank genome assembly